AUGACCAACAACCAAGACAUCAUCGAGCGUCCUGCCGACAUUCACACCGGCGGCGCCAACCCCGCCAACUCGAGCUCUGAUUCGGAAAAGAUUCGGGAAAAGACGAGCUUCGAAGACGAUGCCUCCAAGACGUCCAAGCCCCAGGAGGGCGUCGUAGGCGAUGUGCCAGGCGGCGACGACAACCUCUUUGGCGGCGGCAAAACGUACCGCACCAUGGGCCUGUGGGACACCAUGCUUGUCCUCGCCACGAACCAGGUCGGCCUUGGCAUUCUCACGCUCCCCGCCAUUCUCAAGACGUUGGGUCUCGUUCCCGGCCUCAUUGCCAUUGUCGGGCUGGGCGUCGUGUCCUGGUAUACUGCCUACGAGCUGCUGCAAUUCUACCGCGCACACCCCCAGGUCGUCAACAUGGUUGACAUGGCGCGCAUUGUCGGCGGCCGGCCUCUCGAGCUCAUCUUUGGUGUCGGUCUCUUGUUCAAGGUCAUGAUGACGUGCGGCUCCGCCACCGUCACACUCUCCAUUGCCUUCAACACGCUGUCCAAUCACUCGACGUGCACUGUCGCUUUUGCCGCGGUUGGUGCCGUGUGCUGCUGGAUCCUGUGCCUACCACGCACAUUCAAGUUUGUCGCCCAGGCGGGCUUGCCGUGCACGGUAAGCAUCAUCGUGGCCGUUUUCAUCGUCAUCAUCAGCCUUGGCGUGGCGGGUCACCCGCGGGGUGAGGUCCAUGGUUUCGCCAAGGAAGUCGUCAUUAUCGGAAACCCCAGCUUUCGCGAGGGCGUCAGCGCAUGCCUCAAGGUGUGCUAUGCGUAUGCUGGUAAUGUUGGUUUCGUCUCGUACAUGGCCGAGAUGAAGAACCCUUCCCGCGACUUUCCCAAGGCCCUCACUAUCCUGCAGGUCUUCUCCGUGCUUCUGUACAUCCUCACUGCGGUGACCAUCUAUGCUCUUUCUGGGCAGGCUGUGCGUUCGCCCGCGCUCGGCUCAGCGCCCGACAUUCCCGCCAAGGUGGCCUAUGCCAUCGCACUGCCUGCCAUCUUGUCAACGGGCAUGGUCUUUGGCCACACCGCCAUCAAGUACAUCUACGUGGUUGCCUUGCGGGCUACCAAGACGACGCACCGCGCCACGGAAAACUCGGUGCGCUCCUGGGGUCUCUGGGUUGGAAGCGCCACCAUAUUUUGGGUUCUUGCCUUCAUCCUAGCCAGUGCCAUUCCCAUCUUUGACUCGAUUUUGUCUAUUUCGUCGGCGACGUUUGUGGCCUGGUUCACGUUUGGCGUCAGUGGUGUGUUUUGGUACCAUCGUAACUGGCAGGAGAAGUUUGCCCGCAAGAAUAUUCCCCUGGCCAUUGUCAACGCUCUGCUUAUUAUUCAAGCGCUGUUCAUGAAUGGUGUCGGCAUGUGGGCAUCUGUUCAGGGUUUGCUUGAGGUCUACCACACACCCGGCAAGCUUGAGGGAUCCUUUACUUGUGCCGAUAACUCGAUAUUUUGA
Messenger RNA from Beauveria bassiana ARSEF 2860, 1479 nucleotides. Its product is annotated as amino acid transporter. Lineage: Eukaryota; Fungi; Ascomycota; Sordariomycetes; Hypocreales; Cordycipitaceae. Gene Ontology annotation, biological process: amino acid transmembrane transport. The record is from RefSeq and is a predicted model, not a curated record. The transcript has a single exon. Bases 1 to 1479 code for a protein of 492 amino acids. Gene Ontology annotation, molecular function: amino acid transmembrane transporter activity. Gene Ontology annotation, cellular component: vacuolar membrane.